UACCACAGCCACACAGUCAUAAACCCCGCCUGUUUCUAAAAUAUAUAUUCUUAAAAUCUGAUUAUAAACCUAACCGUAACCACACUGCGAACCAUACGCCUAAACCUAACGCAAAAUUAAGCCCCCAAAACACAUUUCUUAAAAAGAAUGUUUUUUUACGACAUAGCCAAUUUUUACUUUGUGGCUGUGGUAACUAUCGGAAAACACUAGAAAAAAACAGAACAAGACAACAGUGCAACGUUAUGAGCGGUGAGGACUGGAAUAUGUGAACAUUGUACACUGCUGGUGAUAUAUAACCCACCGUUGAAAAUGCCUGCGGUGUCCCGCGGGGCGAAGGACUUGUACCUCUCUACUAACCUGGGGGACCUCAACAAGAAAGCUGAGGUCAAGCCGGACAAAAUCAACACCAGGAGCUAUGUCCAGAGUGCCUGUAAGAUCUUCAAGGCUGCGGAGGAGUGUCGUCUGGAUGGAGACGAGGAGAAGGCCUAUGUUCUCUACAUGAAAUACCUAACGGUUUAUGAUCUCAUCAAGAAGAGGCCCGACUUCAAGCAGCAACAGGAGUUCUUCCUGUCCGUGUUGCCCACCAGCUUUAAAAAAGCCAUAGAAGAAGCCGAGAAACUCUCUGAAAGCCUUAAACUCAGGUACGAGGAAGUCGAGGUUCGCAAAAAGCUUGAGGAGAAAGAGAGACAAGAGGAGAAGAAAAGGAGGGAGGAUAAGACGGAGAAAGAUGGAGGGAGGGCAUCUCCGAAAGCAGGGAAAGAGAUCAAGAAGGUAAAAGAGCAGAAGGAGUUGAAAAAUUUAACUUCAAAAGCUGCGGUGUCAGCAGGAGGGAUCACAGCAGAGGGGUUGUUCAAGAUGAUGAGGGACCAGGCCAUUACGGUCAUUGUGAUGGACGCUCGCUGCCUCCGAGACUUCCAGGACUCACAGAUCCAGGUCCCCACCCAGACUGUCAUCAGUGUCCCAGAGGAGGCUAUCAACCCUGGCAUCACAGUGAACCAGAUUGAGGCCAAUCUACCUGAUGCGUCCAGAGAGACGUGGAAGAGACGGGGGUUCGUAGAUUACAUCAUCCUACUGGACUGGUUCAGCUCUGUUACUGACCUCAAACUGGGAAGCACCUUACAAAGCCUCAAAGAUGCUCUCUUCAAGUGGGACAGUACCACUAUCCUGCGUAGUGAGCCCAUGGUUCUGGAGGGAGGCUAUGAGAGCUGGCUCCUCUUCUACCCCAUGUACACAUCCAACGCCAAAGUCAGACCGCCCCGAACACACAGCUACAGCACCCUCCCACAGCUGAACUUCAGCUACCCGUCACUGGAGGAGCCCAAACCUCCAACCCUCCUCCCCCGAGUGAACGGUGCCCCCCUGGAGGAACUGACCCCCUCCACAUGGAUGGAGGCUGACGCCACAGACUCACCCCACACAGGGUUCACUCACCCUGGAGUAGACCACAGCAAGAAGGACCCUGGAGCUGGUCCAGGGACCCCCAGCCAGCCUGGAGGGACAGCCAAGCACAUCCCACAGCCGGCGGUGCCGCUGACGGACGAGGAACGAGGUCAGAUCCACACAGAGACGGCGGCUCUGAUGGAGAAGGCCCGGAGAGAGCAGGAACAACGCAAACAGGAACGCCGCACCGAGGAGGAGUGGAGAGAGAGGGAACGCCGGGAGAAGGAAAAUGAGGAGAUGGAGAGGAGGAAAGAGGAAGAGAACAGGACUCAGGAGAGGAAGAGGUUGGAGAGACACAAGGCAGAGGAGGAGAAGGAGAACGGGGUUAGGGAAGAGCGAGAGAAGGGGAAGGAGCAGAGGGAGGAUACGCCGACCAAUGGUGAUUCUCUGGACUCGCCGGCUCCCAACCGUAUCGUCACGGAGAUUAAGGCUCCCUCCCCCAUGAAGCUUAGUGGUGAUGUAAAGAGGAGUCGUCAGCCUGGGACGUUAAAGCAUAGAACAGUUGAUGACUAUGUCAUACCCAAGCGGGAGCUCCUAACCAGAGCCAGAAGUGAAGAGAUGGGGAGGAGUGUACCAGGUCUGCCUGUUGGCUGGAUGAAGUUCUUGGAUACGGUAACCGGUACCUACCGUUACUACCAUUCCCCAACCAACCGGGUGCACCGCUACCCCCCUGAGGUCAGCGUGCCCCAGACGCCCCCCACCCCUCCUACGGCCAAACAGAAGCAGCCUCGCCCCGCUGAGCCAGACCAGACCAUGGACCGUGACCAGGAGCAGUCCAAACUGAAACGUUCCUAUUCUUCUCCAGACAUCAGCCAGGACCUGAGGGAGGAGGGGCUAAAGAAGGUUACCGCCCCUAUAACUGCAGCCACGCGCCCAACCUUUAACAGGGAAACCAAACCGUCCACCGCUAGCGUCUACACCAAGGUGGAGAUCGCCCGCCCGUCUGCGGCUAAGAUCCGCAACCUGAACCCUGUGUUCGGCGGUCUCGGCGCCUCGCUCACCGGCCUGCGUAACCUCGGUAACACCUGCUACAUGAACUCCAUCCUGCAGUGUCUAUGUAACACCCCGGCCAUGGUCGACUACUUCAACAAGAACCUCUAUCAGGAGGAUAUCAACAGGGCAAACAUCCUGGGUCACCGAGGCGAGGUGGCAGAGGAGUUUGGUGUGAUCAUGAAGGCUCUGUGGUCAGGCCUGUAUAAGUGUAUCAGCCGUGACUUUAAGGUCACUAUAGGGAAGAUCAAUGAAUCCUUCUCUGGCCAUGAACAACAGGACUCCCAGGAGCUGCUGCUCUUCCUUAUGGACGGACUCCACGAGGACCUCAACAAGGCUGCUAACCGUAAGGGUUACAUAGAGGAGGAGAAUGACGAUCUGGACGACCAGCGGGCUGCUGACCAGGCCUGGACCAAACACAAGCUGCUCAACGAGUCUGUCAUCGUAGCGCUGUUCCAGGGUCAGUUUAAGAGCACAGUUCAGUGUCUCACCUGCCACAGGAAGUCCCGCACCUUCGAGACCUUUAUGUACCUGACCCUGCCGCUGGCCUCCACCAACAAGUGUUCCCUGCAAGACUGUCUGAAGUUGUUUUCUAAGGAGGAGAAGAUGACCGACCAGAACAAGGUGUUCUGUCGACACUGUAAAGCUCUCAGAGACUCCGUCAAGAAACUGGAGAUCUGGAAGGUUCCGCCCAUCAUACUGGUUCACCUUAAACGGUUCUCGUACGAGGGCCGUUGGAAGCAGAAGCUGCAGACCACAGUAGACUUCCCUCUGGAGAACCUGGACCUCAGUCAGUAUGUCAUCGGACCCAGACUCGGCCUCAAGAGAUACAACCUGUUUGGAGUGUCUAACCAUUAUGGCGGUCUGGAUGGGGGUCACUACACAGCCUACUGUAAGAACGCCAUGAAACAGCGCUGGUACAAGUUUGACGACCACGAGGUCUCCGAAAUCUCCACCUCCACCGUCAAGUCCUCCGCAGCGUACAUCUUCUUCUUCUCCUCUCUGUGAGAGUCAGAGCUGCAACACUGCCAGGAGCUAUGAGGCUACAUAAAGGCUACAUAAAGGCUACAUAAAAGCUAGCUAACAUGCAAGCUGCUUUGACUCAGCUUCCUCUGCUGGUGGGAGAAAGGAACUGAACUGGCCAUGUUUUUGUUAACUGAACUGAACUGCCAGGGGCCAUACUUGUGAACUUUUGCUUAGAGCAUGGUUUAAACCAUUAGUCUAGAAUGGCUGCUAUCUGUUUCUCUCAGGCCAACUUGGCCAAAUUAGCCACAACGCUAAUUAGCCACCACGCUGAGGAAGGCCAGCUAAGUAGAUGAUUAUAUCCGAAUAAAUAAGAUAACUUAGAGCCACCAUCCAAUCACAUUUGUUCAUGAGGUAAAUUUGCUUCCAACUGAUUGGUUUAAUUUGUGACCCAUGGUCUGAAUGGAGUUUCCCCAAUAUAUGUUUUGCAUGAUGCUUCCUUGACUAGGCAAGUGGCAUCAUAAAAAAAUAUAUAUGAUGAAGUUCUGUGUUGUUUCUUAUCCAUUUAACACACAUCCAUGUACUUUUCAAUUACAAACGUAGGAGGAUUAUAUUAUAACAUGUUUGUUAUUCAUACAUUGUCAAAGUGAUUUGUUUUUAAGGAGGAAAAUCAUGGUCUAAGCAGAAGUUCACAAGUAUGGCCAUGCAAGGUUUGUAGGUGUUGGAUAACUGAACUGGUUAGGUUUGGUGGUUUUGGUAGACUGAACUGACAGGUUGAAAUGUGGAUGUGUGGAAAGAGAGGGACACACUGUAGCGUAUGGUGGGUUAGUGACUGGGUGGGUGCAGGAAAGGGAGAGACGCAGGCACUCCGAUGCUACAACUCAUAGAGGACUCAACAGCUGUUAAAACACAACGUCUAUUUAUAUUAAACCAGAGAGCAGGGAGAGGGUUCCCUGUUCUAAUCACCUCAGCUUAAAACCCUGUUCUUAACACAGCAACGUUGUCAUUCUGCUAGUUCUGGGUUUCAGUUGAGUCUGUGUGGCGUGGACAGACUUAGUAUACACAGACCUGAUACACAGACCGUAUACACAGACCUGAUACACAGACCGUAUACACAGACCUUAUACACAGACCGUAUACACAGACCUUAUACACAGACCUUAUUUAAGCUUCCAUGUACUGUGAAUCUUCUAGUGAAGAGUAUAGGGACGUUUAGUUAGGGAGACUGACGUUUAGUUAGGGAGACUGACGUUUAGUUAGGGAGACUGACGUUUAGUUAGGGAGACUGACGUUUAGUUAGGGAGACUGACGUUUAGUUAGGGAGACUGACGUUUAGUUAGGGAGACUGACGUUUAGUUAGGGAGACUGACGUUUAGUUAGGGAGACUGACGUUUAGUU
Oncorhynchus gorbuscha (pink salmon) is the source of this 4791-nucleotide messenger RNA. Its product is annotated as ubiquitin carboxyl-terminal hydrolase 8-like. Gene Ontology annotation, molecular function: cysteine-type deubiquitinase activity. Lineage: Eukaryota; Metazoa; Chordata; Actinopteri; Salmoniformes; Salmonidae. The record is from RefSeq and is a predicted model, not a curated record. Gene Ontology annotation, cellular component: dendritic spine; extrinsic component of endosome membrane; cytosol. Gene Ontology annotation, biological process: protein K63-linked deubiquitination; endosome organization; Ras protein signal transduction.